AUGCUAGCAGUCGCCGAGAGAUGUAUCGCUGAUGGUCCGGGACGCAUGUACCGAGGCAUUGAGGUUGAACCCCGCUUCCCCGUCACAGCCGUGCCCUUCACCACCAACGCGCUUUCCUGUUUGAGUUCGAGCCAGCACAGUCAUCCCGGCCCUGUGAACAGGACCAGAAGCGGGGUCAGCCGCGCACUGCUUUCAGAUACGUCGGGACGCACGCACCAAGGUAGUGAGGAAUGCCCCCGCCCCCCGUACACAGUCGAGUCAUCGCAACGUUCCAGCCCGGGUGUUAGCACGAGCCAUCAGAGUCGUCCCGACCCUGUGUACGGACACGGCAGCGGGGGCUUCCGACCUCCACCCACAGGCGAGUACAAUCAAAUUAACGACAGUAGUCCUACCCUGAAUCAUCAAAGUUUGCAGCAACCCAAAGGCAUGCUGAGCUUUUUUACCGUCUACUAUCAAAAUGCUGGUGGUAUGCGUACAAAGACGAAGCAGUUUUUCCUCGCCCUGGCCGGAAACAACUUGUUUCGCCAGGACCGGAACGAACUGACGUGCGAUCGCAGUAGGGGAGGCGGCGUGCUCAUUGCAGUAAAGAAGGCGCAUGAUUUUACGUGCACAUGUGUUCUUUCUGCGGGAUACGAGCAUCUCGAGCAGGUUGCGGUUCGGAUUAAAGCCCGGAAUCAUACCGUCUACGUGUGCUGUAUUUAUAUACGCCCAAACAGCCCUCCAGACGUCUACACCUCACAUGGGACCGCCGUUCAGGAGCUUGUUGAUCUGUCAUCUAAUGAUGACUCGAUUAUUGUAACCGGCGAUUACAACUUACCGCAUCUUGCAUGGACCUUUGACGUGGACGUAAACUGUUUCAUUCCGUUGAACGCAUCUACGGAACAAGAGCUGGCGCUGACCGAAAAUGUUGUUGCAACGGGACUCCUCCAAAUCUGCUCGCUGGCUAAUGUCAACGGAAGAAUCCUCGACCUUGCGCGUGGCAACGAGGAUGCUGAGCCGGAUUUCAGUCGCUGCGACUUUGACCGUGUCACCGAAUCCCUCAGCAGCAUUGACUGGGACGACAUUCUGCAAGAUCAGGACUCCAAUACUUCGACUACGAUCUUCUACGACGUCCUUUACGAAAUCGUGCGACAGUUCGUUCCCUCAAAGCGUGUCUCACGCAACCGGACUGAGAAGCUUCCAUGGUGGAAUGCUGAUCUGCGAAAUCGUCGGAACAUUCUGAGGAAAGCACGUAAAAGAUUGUUCAAAGCCGGCACACCAGAAAAUCAAACCGCUGUCGACCGUCUGGAAAUCGAAUACGAAUUGCUGCAAGACUCACUCUUUCGCGAUUACUUGAAUCGGGUGCAAGUGGACCUGAAAGACAACCCAUCGUCAUUCUGGAAAUACGUGAGGAGCAGGAAACGUACCUGUGUCCUUCCGACAAGGAUUUCGCUCAAUAGUUCCACCGCUGAGAAUCCGGAGGACGCUGCAAACGUCUUUGCCGACUUCUUCAGUAGCGUGUACGAGGCGGAUGCACCUUCUGCUUCGACCGAUUAUUUGAACGACCUUCCAACUUAUGAUAUCUAUUUUCCUCAACCAGAAUUCUCACAAGCAGACGUAAAAUCCACCCUGGACGCUGUCGAUCCAUCGAAAGGUGCCGGUCCUGAUCGGCUCCCACCUUCCUUCAUCAAACGGCUAUCUGAGCAUUUAGCUAAACCAGUCAGCGUCAUUUUCAACCGAUCUCUGUCUGAAGGAACUUUUCCCGACGAAUGGAAACUUGCAGCGAUCACACCCAUUCACAAAACCGGUAGUACUACGGCUGCUGAAAACUACAGGCCAAUCUCCAUCCUGUCUUGCCUGCCCAAUGUUUUCGAGGUGCUUAUCCACGAGGGAAUGUACGCUGCCGCCCAGAUAGUAAUUUCCGAGUUCCAGCACGGUUUUGUCAAAAAACGGUCCACGGUAUCCAACCUGAUGGCGUACGUCAGCGCACUGAAUAAAAACCUCGAAAAGUUCAAGCAAAUUGACGCGAUCUACUUCGACUUCGCCAAAGCGUUCGACAAGGUACCCCACACGCUUAUUAUCGCUAAACAAAAACCUAACCUUGAGGGCGUCACGGGACAAACCAAAGUCAAAGAUAGACGAGACACGAUUAAAAACUCGGAGGAUACCGGAGAAGGCGCCAUAAAUACAGUAGUUAGUACGAUGGAAGGGAAGCUGAAUCAUGUUAGUGUCGCGUAG
Culex pipiens pallens (northern house mosquito) is the source of this 2217-nucleotide messenger RNA. RefSeq lists its product as uncharacterized. The coding region runs from base 1 to 2217 and encodes 738 amino acids. The record is from RefSeq and is a predicted model, not a curated record. The transcript has 4 exons. Lineage: Eukaryota; Metazoa; Arthropoda; Insecta; Diptera; Culicidae.